This is a messenger RNA of Dreissena polymorpha, 2090 nucleotides long. RefSeq names its product capping protein inhibiting regulator of actin dynamics-like. Bases 781 to 2082 code for a protein of 433 amino acids. The transcript has 6 exons. Lineage: Eukaryota; Metazoa; Mollusca; Bivalvia; Myida; Dreissenidae. The record is from RefSeq and is a predicted model, not a curated record.
AGCGGAUCGUUUUAUGGUUGUUUUGUAAACAUUCUGAGUGACUCUUUAAUACCAAAACAGCGUUGAUAUAUAGCGCAAAACGCGAACCCGAAAUUCGAAUGAUAUAUUUUUAUCGUUUUGGGGGAUUUAAUCAUCUAGUGUUAAAAAACGAUUAGAACAUGUGUUCGCUGCGAUUGCAUACGUACGAUUUAAUUCAAGAUUAAUCUAGCUGCAUACGAAAGGUGUAUUUGGGGCGUUAAUCUUAUAUAAUACGGAUCGGUUUAACCACAACGUAUUGUUUUCGUGGAUUUAUAAGUGAAACGAAAGAGAAGGGUGUUUUGGACGGGUUUAUUACUUACUUACAUCAUGAGGAAGGUGUCUCGACGAGUUUAGUGUGUACCUAGUAUAAUAGUGAAGAGUAAACAAGGCCUCUUAAAAUUGAAAGUGGAUGUGAUUUAUUUGACGGAGUAGAUAAAUAUCGGUCUUUGAUCCGUGUGCAUCCGGAUUAUUUGUAAGCUCAGGAGAAAGUUAAUAAAUCACAACGAAGUUGUCAAAUUCCACAAGGACAUUUAAUAUAAAUGUUUUCAGUACUAUAGAUAUUCUGAGUGAAUGUGAUCUUCAAGUUCGAUUGUUUUCGUGUUGGUUCAUUUGCCCACUUAGAUGAAAGUGAUAUUGCUUUUACAUGCUGUUCGAUAGAUUGAACACUGACGGAUUACUAAACAUUUAACCAUUAUAGUAAACAAGUUUUUUAAUUGACAGUGGUGUUGAAAGAAAAUAGUUUACGCUUGAACAUACGUUAAAAUGCCUUCUCACGCAACAACGGAUCCUCAUGAACACGCGAAACCGAUCCGUCAACCCACCGGAAGUCCACCAAAGGGCAGGUCCGCUCAAAAAGCCAAGCCUUCUAUUUCAAAUCCCGGAUCUUCCAGCAAAAGUAAGGAAAAUCGGCGAGGGUCGAAAAGCCAGGAGACAAAACCCGGUGGACAGAAUUACACUGUCGAGCAGAUUAAAGAACUGAAAGAAACAAAUGACGACGAAAUUGUGUCCCCAAAUGGAGUGGAUGGAAAACAGAAGGAAUCCAAUGAAGAAAUAACGAAGGGCGACUCAUCCGAAAAAGUUACGGACGAUAACGAGGAAAGCGCAGCCAACGACGUUGUUUCCGUCGCAAACAGGCGCACAAGAUUCACAAGACCGGAAACCGAGGUCAAGUUCUCUAAACCGGAAACGCCACCACCGAGUCCCAAACCAGAAGUCUUUACGUUGGAGAAAUUCAAUGACGUCGUCGACAAUUUCAGUGACGUUUUCUCGUCCCAUAAGUACACGAAUAUCACGGACGAGUAUCCGGUCGAGGAUCUUGUGACGUUGGUGAAUGACGUCACUGGAAAGAUUGAAGAAUACAAGCAGCAGACGAUUACGUCACAGCGCCACCUGGAGGAUCUACGAGGGCGCAUGCAUGAAGUCAAGAGGCGGAUUCAGGAAAACGUGCAGAAGAAAUCCAACGCAAUUCGAAUGGACGACGACUCGCACGUGAGCAUAGAGGAGAAGGAGUUACGAGAGAAGCUUGCUCGGUUGAAUGCACAGGUGGCCCAGGCGAACGCGGAACUCGCCGAGGCUCUCCGAUUAUCUGCGGAAACCGAGAGCAGCGCCGUUGAAGCUCAAUUGGCGGCCGAACGCGCCAAACAGGAAGCGAGAAAUAUCCAAGAGGAGAUAGAGUUUCGAACAAAGGUCGAGGAAAGGAGGAAGGAGACAGAUAAGAAGAGGCAGGAGGAAGAGCGCCUCAAGAUGGAGCAGCGCCGCCUACAGGAGGAAGAAGAACAACGUCGGAAGGAGGAGGAGUGGAGGCGACGGGAGCACGGCAGCGACAAGCCGCCCGUCUGGGAGGCAUGGCCAAUGUUCGAGUACAUGGUAGAGAACGGAGCUGAGCUCGGGUGUGUUGUCAGAGGUCAGCCGAACAAGUUCAACAAAAAUGACGUCACUGUGACGUCACAGGAUCAGCUUGAGCAUCCGGUCCCGUUCGGCGAGAACGAAGAGCUGGUCAGCUACAUUUUACUGCUGCAGGGGCACGAUGACAAGGCGAUUUUAAAGGACCCUAUCGCGUUGUAAAUAUUCCG